AUGGACCAAGAAAUAAUGGAUACCUUCACCAUCACAGUCUCUGCCUCCUCAUCCUCCCCGAGCAGGCCAAGCCGGUACGAGAACCAGAAAAGGCGCGACUGGAACACUUUCUGCCACUACCUCCGCGCUCACCAGCCCCCGCUCUCCGUACCCCAGUGCCAGGGCUCCCACGUGGUGGACUUCCUCAGGUACCUUGACCAGUUCGGGAAGACAAAAGUCCACAUCCCCCACUGUCCCUUCUACGGCCACCCAAAUCCCCCGGCUUCUUGCCCUUGCCCCCUCCGCCAGGCCUGGGGCAGCCUCGACGCCCUAAUUGGCCGCCUCCGUGCUGCCUACGAGGAGAAUGGGGGCGUCCUCAAUGAUGCUUCGAACCCAUUUGGGGCCCGGCCCGUACGACUGUACCUGCGCGAGGUCCGGGACUCGCAGUCCCUGGCGAGAGGGGUUAGCUACGAUAAGAAGAAACGAAAGAGGCAGGCGGGCCAGAUGCAUGGGGCUGGGUUUAAUUAA
Striga asiatica is the source of this 507-nucleotide messenger RNA. The record is from the annotation of a GenBank genome assembly. Lineage: Eukaryota; Viridiplantae; Streptophyta; Magnoliopsida; Lamiales; Orobanchaceae.